AUGAUCGGCGGCGGGUGGCUUCGAGAGUUACCGUCCACUUGGGAUUCCGAACGGCUAUUUGCAGGCGUCAGGGGUGCUCAGUACCAGACCUGGGCUCCUGGACGCCACACUGGCUGCGUGCUGGGGCUGCGUGCUGGGGGCUCGCUUGUCGAGGUCAAUAGCACAGUGGCUAAUAUUGAUACAGCUCUCAGCUCCCAGCUCCCAGCUCCCAGCAGCUGAGCUAGCAUCCAACCUUGACGACUACGCUCCAAAGAAAACCGCACGGCAAACCACCACCGCCA
Molecule: messenger RNA, 281 nt
Organism: Gaeumannomyces tritici R3-111a-1
Lineage: Eukaryota; Fungi; Ascomycota; Sordariomycetes; Magnaporthales; Magnaporthaceae
Exons: 2
Coding region: 1-219 (72 amino acids)
Source: RefSeq, a predicted model, not a curated record